Adineta ricciae is the source of this 12048-nucleotide messenger RNA. The record is from the annotation of a GenBank genome assembly. Lineage: Eukaryota; Metazoa; Rotifera; Eurotatoria; Adinetida; Adinetidae.
AUGAUCAAUGGGAAAGGCGGUUCUCCGCCAGCAGUAUCUAGUACUGACAAAUCUAAUAAAGUUGUUCUACCUCAAAUACAACGGCAUCCUGCAUAUUAUGAAGAUCCAUACAAGAAUUCCAUCUUAUUUUCAUUUAAACUCAAAGACAAGCAACAGGCGAUGUUGGAAGGGAUUGUUCGUGAGCAAGCAGCACGAGAAGAACGAGCAGCUCUUGAACCGUUUGGUGGAAGAUGUCGACCACGAGAAAAAUCUCCCGAGUAUCCAACAACCUGUGUCAGCGAAGAUCGUGCCCUUCGAACAAAUUACUUAUACAUGAAAGACCGAGUUGGACAUUUGCCAAUCACACCGGCGUCCGAUGAGUCGUUUAAACAUAUCAUCGGUCGUUAUAUCGAUAAAAAACUUCAAGAUGGUCCUCAAAUGAAACGUGUGAUCAAAGAUAUCGUUGCUGAAACAAAAGUUCUUUAUGAAGACAGUAUGAAAACAAGUCAAGUACGACAAACACUUGUUGCACCAAACGUUAAAGGCCUUGAAAAUGAGAUUGCCGGUCCACCUCCACCGGAUCCAGUUGGAUUUGAUUUCUCAAGUCCUUGGGAAGAAAGUUUUCAAUCGAGCCGUGAUGCAAUCAAAGCUGAUUUAUACAUUAUUCAUCCAACUCAUCGACAAGUUCUGGAAUUAUGCAAUAAAACGCUUUCUCAAAGAAUUAUGGUGGAAUUCAAACGAAUCAGAUCAAUGGGCGCACUAGAUUUUCCACAAUUGCGAUCAUUUGUUCUUCGCGAAAUCGAACGUAAUGAAGAUUAUCUGAGUUCCAGCUGGUAUCCACUUGUUUGUCAAAUAUUUCAAAGUGGACAAAUUCAAGGCAUAAAUGGACCGGCAAACAAAAUCAAUGCAUUCUACAAUUCAAUCAACACACUCGUUUCUAAUCAAUUACGGAAUUUACUUGAACGAAGUGUUGAAACAUGGUGUUCGAUAUUCGAUCCAAAAGAUCAGGAUUAUCUACCGAUAAUCAAAGUCGAUAUCGUACUUAUUGAGUACGAAUCUGCGCCGAGUGAAAUCCAUUUUCAACCAACCAUACCUGAAUUUAUCAAAGUUUUACAAUACGUCGUGGAGAAAAUCGCCCAUUCAAUUAAUGGCUCAGGUCGCGUACGUAUUGCAACAAUGCAAUCAUUUCUAAGCGUCGAUGGCAAUGUUCCAGUCAGCACUGGCCUAACUGAUACAGUUAUCAAACGUGCUAAUCAACAACUAGCCGACAUAACUGAAUAUUAUUUUCAAGAACCGAAAAAAUUGCUGAAGAGUUACGAAGAAAAGUACAAUUAUCUAAUCGAUGGAAGAGCACAAGCUGAUGUACAAAAAUUCAUUUCAGAAAAUCACUCAUUCGAUGAUUAUUCUCGAGAAUUCAAUCGUUUCAAUGAUAUUGUUCGACAAAUAAUGCUUGAACCAUCGAAUGUUGAAUUUCCAUUGAUCUAUACCAAUGGUGAACAAGUCAAACAAGGCCUCGUAGCUGCUGCUCGAAAGCAUCGUCACACAUUACUCAAUAAACUAGUUAGCGACUAUCGAACUGAAUGCCAACAUAUAUGUGGUGAUUUCGAAGCAAUUAAACAACGUGCUUUGGCUAAACCAGCAACUACUGCUGAACUUAAUGAAAUUAUGAAAUAUAUCGAUAAUGCGAAAGGAGAAAAGUCAAUUCAAUUAGGUCGAAGAAUAAAAGAAGUUCAAAGACAGAUGGAAUAUCUCUUAGAAGAAUAUCUGUUCUCCGAUGAAGACAUUCGUUUAAAUGCUGAGACAUUGUUGUGGCCAAGAACAAUUGGACCCAUCUUUGAUACAAAUGAUGAAAUUACUCAACACAUUCGAGCGAAAAAUGAACAGAUUCUUAUGGAGCGACGUGAGCGUCUAUUAGCUGAUUUACAAAAAAUGCAACGUCGUGUUGACGAAUUUGCUGAUAAUGGUGAACUGAAUAUGAUGGCCGAAUAUGCUCAAGAUGUGAAACAAACACAAAAGAAGAUUGUUGAAGCUGAAAAUGAAAUUGAUUGGAUCAAUCAAGAGGAGUUUCAAUUUCGAAUGCAACGAACCGAAUACCCACAACUGGAAGCGAUCAAAACAGCUGUUGAUCCGUACUAUCGUCUAUUCACAACCGUUCGUAAAUGGCAAAUAUCGGAGAAGAAGUGGAUGGAUGGAUCGUUCCUUGACUUGAAUUCGGAGAAAGUCGAAGCUGAAGUCGAAGAAUACUCACGUGAAAUCUUCAAAAUCAAAAAACAAUUCACCAAUUUAGUGAAAAAGAAAAAACUCGAACUAGCCAAUAAAGUGAUGGAAAAACGCAAAGCGCGAGGUAAGAAACGUUUGGAAGAAGAAAGUGCCGCCGCUAGUGGUACGGCUGGCAGCGCACCAGCUGAAGCCGAAGCGGACAAAGAUGACGAUGAACGUGAAUUGGAAAAGCUUGAAAAUAACGAUCCCGAAAUGUUACGUGUUUGCAUUGUCAUCCUUGAACAACUUGAUAAUUUUAAGGUGCAUCUACCUGUUAUCAGUAUUCUAUGUAAUCCUGGUAUUCGAGAUCGUCACUGGGAUAAAAUGUCAGUAAUCUAUCAGAAAAAUCUUAAACCAGAUACAGGUACCACACUGAGGAAAGUUUUGCAACUGGGCUUAGAGCCAUAUAUGGAACAAUUCGAACAAGUUAGCGCAGGUGCAUCGAAGGAAUAUUCAUUAGAAAAAGCUUUACGAAAAAUGCAAGAAGAUUGGGAACCUGUGAUGUUUAAUACCAGCAAAUAUAAAGACACAGGUUUGACAAUCCUGUCAGCUGUGGACGAUAUUCAAACGAUUCUUGACGAUCAUAUUGUGAAAACACAAACGAUGAAAGGAAGUCCGUUCAUUAAACCAUUUGAAGACGAAAUUAAGGCUUGGGAAGCUCGACUUCUGUUAAUUCAAGCUAUUAUCGAUGUUUGGCUUAAAGUCCAAGCUAACUGGCUAUAUUUGGAUCCGAUUUUCUCAUCCGAAGAUAUCAAUCAACAAAUGCCAGAAGAAGGUCGCCUAUUUUCCACAGUCGAUCGAAACUAUAAAGAUGUCAUGCGUCAUCUCGAUAAAGACCAACAUGUAAUGGCUGCGACUGGUCUUUCCGGUCUAUUAGAUAAAUUGAAUGAUAGUCAUACAUUACUGGAAAAGAUCAACAAAGGUUUGAAUGCUUAUCUCGAAAAGAAACGUUUGUUCUUCCCUCGAUUCUUCUUCUUGUCCAAUGACGAAAUGCUUGAAAUUCUUUCUGAAACCAAAGAUCCAACACGUGUUCAACCACAUUUGAAAAAAUUAUUCGAAGGCAUUGCCAAACUCGAUUUCGAUGCUAAAGUUGAUAUACACGGAAUGAUGUCCAGUGAAGGAGAAAAGAUUACAUUUACACGAUCCAUCAGCACAUCAGAAACUAAAGGUGCAGUCGAAAAAUGGCUCAUACAAGUGGAAGAUAUUAUGCUCAAAUCCGUUCGAGAAGUUAUUGAAAAAGCUUACGUUGCCUAUCCGAAUGAAGAUCGUAGUGUUUGGGUUAAGAACUGGCCUGGCCAAGUUGUUCUUUGUGUUUCACAAAUCUAUUGGACAAGUGAAGUACAAGAAGCUUUAGCAACUGGUGUCAAAGGACUUACGGAAUAUUUUGCUAAACUUGAAGCACAAUUAGGCGAUGUUGUUGAACUUGUGCGUGGUAAACUAAGUAAACAAACGCGCAUAACACUAGAAGCUCUAGUCGUCAUUGAUGUCCAUGCCAAAGAUACAAUCAAAGAUUUAAUAAAUAAACAAGUCGAAUCAGAGAAUGAUUUCAACUGGUUAGCACAAUUGAGAUACUAUUGGGAAGAUUCACAGUGUCGAGUACGAAUAACAAACGCCACAGUCAAAUACUGUUAUGAAUAUUUGGGCAAUACACCACGUUUGGUCAUUACCCCAUUGACCGAUCGUUGUUAUCGUACAUUAGUUGGGGCAUUUCAUUUGAAUUUAAAUGGUGCUCCAGAAGGUCCUGCUGGGACAGGAAAAACUGAAACUACAAAAGAUCUGGCCAAAGCUCUCGCCGUUCAGUGCGUGGUUUUCAACUGUUCAGAUACCAUGGAUUACAAGGGUAUGGGCAAAUUCUUCAAAGGUUUAGCAUCUGCUGGUGCUUGGGCUUGCUUUGAUGAAUUCAAUCGUAUUGAUCUUGAAGUAUUGUCUGUUAUUGCUCAACAAAUUUUGCAAAUUAUUCAAGCUGUUCAAGCGAAAGUGGACAAGUUCGAAUUCGAAGGAACCGAAAUUCGUCUCAAUCCAAAUUGUUAUGUCUGCAUUACUAUGAACCCUGGUUAUGCUGGUCGAUCUGAACUACCUGAUAAUUUAAAAGUACUCUUUCGUCCUGUCGCUAUGAUGGUUCCAGAUUACGGUCUUAUCUCAGAAAUAUCCUUAUAUUCCUAUGGUUUCAUGAGAGCUCGACCUCUAUCAGUUAAAAUUGUCACUGUAUACAAACUGUGUUCAGAACAACUUUCAUCUCAGUAUCACUACGAUUAUGGUAUGCGUGCUGUCAAGUCAGUUCUAUGGGCUGCUGGUGCACUGAAACAAAAAUAUCCGACCGAAGAUGAAGAUAUUCUCAUCCUUCGUAGUAUUAUUGAUGUCAACUUACCGAAAUUUUUAGCUCAUGAUAUACCAUUAUUCAAUGGUAUCAUCAGUGAUCUAUUUCCAGGUAUAACUUUACCGAAACCUGAUUACGAUUUGAUUAACGCCAAUAUGAUUGAAAUAUGUGAACGAAAGAAUCUUCAACCGACUGAAGCUUUCAUGACAAAAGUCACUCAAACCUAUGAAAUGAUGUUAGUUCGACAUGGUUUUAUGCUCGUCGGUGAACCAUUUGCUGGCAAGAGUAUGGUCUUACAAGUCCUCGCCGAAACAUUAACAUUAAUGAAUGAAAAAGAACUAGCUGAUGAACUUAAAGUUCAGUAUAAAGUGAUCAAUCCCAAAGCUAUCACCAUCGGACAAUUAUACGGAAAUUUCGAUUUGGUAUCACAUGAAUGGAAUGAUGGUGUGUUAGCGAAUACGUUUCGUGAUUUUGCCAUGACGGAAAAUCCGGAUAGAAAAUGGGUUAUUUUUGACGGACCUGUCGAUGCUGUUUGGAUUGAAAAUAUGAAUACAGUCUUGGAUGAUAAUAAAAAAUUAUGUUUGACUAGUGGGGAAAUUAUUCAAAUGUCAAAUGUAAUGUCGAUGAUUUUCGAAGUUAUGGAUCUAUCUCAAGCAUCUCCUGCUACGGUUUCACGAUGCGGUAUGAUUUAUUUAGAGCCACGUGUACUGGGUUGGCGCCCAUUGGUAGAAUCGUGGGUGAAUGGCGAAAUAGCUCAACCUUUGAGAGUAUUCAAACACGAUAUCUUAGCUCUCUUCGAUUUUCUAGUGCCACCAUGCCUCGAUCAUAUUCGACAUGUCACCAAAGAGUUGAAUCCAACUGGUGAUUCGAAUUUAGUUCGUAGUAUGAUGAACUGGGUGGACAUGUGUAUGAGCGAUGCGUUAAAAGACGAACACGAACCAGAAAAGAAUAAAAAUGUACGUUCGUGGCUAAUCUAUGUUACUCAAUGGGCUUGUAUUUGGUCCAUCGGUGCGACAGGCGAUACGGACAGUCGAGUUAAAUUUGAUCUAUUCCUUCGUGACUUGUUACGUGGAAAAGGAGAACCUAUUCCAGAUGUCUUUCAAGGCAAAUUUGAAAUUCAAAUCCCUGAAAAAGGUCUUGUACAUGAUUAUUAUUUCGGAUGUAAAAACCGUGGCGAAUGGUUUCCAUGGGAAAAUUUAAUGCGAUCAUCAGAGGGCGGCACAACAGUAUCAAUGAAGAACAUUCGUCGAUAUAUCGUUCCAACUAUUGACACAACUCGAGUGAACUAUAUGCUUGAUCUUAUCGUCCCACAUAAACGACCGAUUCUGUUCGUUGGAUCGACGGGAACAGGCAAAAGUGCUUAUGUACAAAAUUAUUUAAUGAACAAAAUUGACAAAGAUCAGUAUAUGGCAUUCUUCAUCAAUUUCAGUGCGCAAACUUCCAAUAAUCAAGUUCAAGAUAUUAUUAUGUCACGUCUGGAUCGUCGUCGUAAAGGUACCGUCGGCCCUCCAAUGAUGAAAAAAGCAGUCUUCUUCGUUGACGAUAUGAAUAUGCCACAAAAAGAUAAAUAUGGCGCCCAAGGUCCCAUUGAAUUGCUUCGUCAAUAUAUGGAUCAUGGACAUUGGUACGAUCGUAAGGAUACAACAAAGAUAAUUCUUGAAGAUAUUCAGUUUGUUGCUGCUAUGGGCCCACCAGGUGGUGGCAGAAAUGUUGUUACACCACGAUUUAUUCGACAUUUUAUGACAAUCGCAAUCAAUCCAUUUACAGAUGAAACAUUAACAAAAAUCUUCUCGACACUUUUCUCGGUUUACAUUCGAGGCCAAGAAUUUACUUCUGACUACCUGACUAUUGGAAAUCAAAUUGUACAAUCGACUCUACAAAUCUACAAUGCUGCAGCAGUUUCACUUCUUCCGACGCCGGCUAAAUCACAUUAUAUUUUCAACUUACGUGACUUUUCCCGUGUCAUUGUUGGGUGCUGUUUAAUUCGUAAAUCUGAAGUUGAGUCCAAACGAACGUUUAUUCGAUUGUGGGUACAUGAAACAAUGCGUGUCUUUUACGAUCGUCUAAUCGAUGACAAAGAUCGUACAUGGCUAGUUGAAGCAAUCAAAACAUGCAUCAAAGAUAUAUUCAAAGAAAGUUUCGAUGCUGUAUUUGAUCAUUUGGCUAAUGGUGGCAGAGGUAGUGGAAAAGUAACAGAAGAAGAUUUACGCAGUUUGCUCUUUGGUGAUUUUCUUCGACCUGAUCUUGAUGUUGAUGAACGCUUCUAUGAAGAAGUUAAAGUUAUCGAUACAAUGUAUUCAAUUGUCGAAAAAGCAGUUGACGAAUACAACAGUACACAUAAAACUAAGAUGAAUCUCGUUGUUUUCCGUUAUGUUUUGGAGCAUUUAUCUCGUAUUUGUCGUAUCCUUCGCCUACCGGGUGGUAAUGCACUGUUGGUUGGUGUUGGUGGCAGUGGUCGUCAAUCGUUGACACGACUUGCAGCCGCUAUGGCGAACUAUGAUGUUCAUCAACCUGAAAUCACAAAAAAUUACGGCGUCGUCGAAUUCCGUGAAGAUUGUAAACGUGUUAUGAAAAUGUCGGGUGCACAAAAUAAGCCAACCGUGUUUCUUUUGACUGAUUCUCAAAUAAAAGACGAACGAUUCUUAGAAGAUAUCGAUUCGCUGUUGAACACUGGCGAAGUACCGAAUUUAUUUGCUGCUGAUGAACGUGGUGAAAUUAUGGAAGCUGUCGCUGGACAAGCAGCAGCUGCAUUGUCGGAUGGAGAUAAAAAUGCUGAGUUCGGCCCAUUGGCUCUAUUUCAAUUCUUCAUCAAUCGUGUUCGAGAUAAUCUUCACAUUGUCCUAGCUUUCUCACCAAUUGGUGAUGCAUUUCGAUCACGUCUAAGGCAGUUUCCUUCGUUGAUCAAUUGUUGUACACUCGACUGGUUUCAAGCAUGGCCUGAAGAUGCUUUAGAACGUGUUGCAAAAAAAUAUCUUGAACAGGUCGAUAUAAAAGACACCGAAAAGGACGCAUGCGUUGAUAUUGUCAAAUACUUUCAUACGAGUACCCAGAAAUUAUCCGAAAAAUUCUAUCAAAAGCUACAACGAUACAACUAUGUGACACCGACAUCGUAUUUACAAGCCAUAUCAGGUUUUAAGAUGUUAAUUACAAGAAAACAAAAUGAAAUCAUGGGAGCGAAGAAGCGUUAUGUCAAAGGUCUUGAUCAAUUGGCUUUUGCCGAGACACAAGUCGGCAAAAUGCGUAUCGAAUUAGAAGCACUGCAGCCACAGUUAAAAGAAAGUGCUAAAGAAACAGCAGCUAUGUUGGCUGAUAUUGAAAUUCAAUCGAAACAAGCAGGUGAAACACGUGAGAUUGUCGUCGCCGAAGAAGCUGUUGUCAAUGAGAAAGCAAUUGGUGCGAAUAAAUUAAAAGAAGAAUGUGAACAUGAUCUCUCGGCUGCUAUGCCUGCUCUUGAAGCAGCUAUCAACGCCUUGGAUACGUUGAAGCCCGCUGAUAUAACAGAAAUUCGUACUAUGCAACAGCCACCAAGCACCGUUCGAAAAGUUCUUGCAUCCAUUUGCGUCUUAACUAAUCGUCAACCGGACAGAAAACCAGAUCCGAAUAAUCCCGGAAAGAGAAUUAUUGAUUACUGGGGACCAGCAAAAAAAGCUUUAGCAGAAAUGGAUUUUAUCAAUCAAUUGAAAACAUUCGAUAAAGAUCACAUUGCACCAGAAGUUAUGAAAAAAUUACGUGAUGAAUACUUAACAGAUGCUGAUCUUGAACCAGCUCGUGUCAAACAAGCCUCGGUUGCUGCACACGGUUUGAUUCUCUUCGUUCGAGCCAUGGAUGUCUAUGACCGUAUUGCUAAAGAAGUCGCACCGAAAAAGGCAAAACUUGAAGAAGUUGAUCGCGAAGUACGAGAACUUGAAGCAACAUUGGCAGCUAAACGUGCACAGUUAGCACAAGUCGAAAACCGUUUACGUAAACUUCAAGAAGAUCUUGAUGCAGCACAAAAUCGCAAAGCACAAUUAGAAUACGAAGUCGAUCUUUGCGCCAAGAAAUUGGUCCGUGCUCAAAAACUAAUCGGUGGUCUAGGUGGUGAAAAAACACGUUGGACAUUAGCAGCCGAGAAUCUUCAGAAGAUCUAUGAUAACCUCCUUGGUGAUGUGUUAGUUUCAUCAGGUGUUAUUGGUUAUCUUGGUGCAUUUACGAGCGCAUUCCGUGAUGAAACUACUCAUGCUUGGAUUGAUUUAUGUAAGAAGAAAAAUCUUCCAUGUUCCGAUGCUGAUAAAUAUUCGCUCGCUGCUACACUUGGUGAACCAAUCAAGAUUCAAGCGUGGAACAUCAAUGGUUUACCGAAAGACUCCUUUUCAGUCGACAAUGCUGUCACCAUUCAAAAUUCAAAUCGUUGGCCACUAAUGAUCGAUCCGCAAAGUCAAGCGAAUCGAUGGAUUAAGAACACCUAUGCAUCAUUAAAUCUCAAAGUUGUCAAAUUAACUGAUAACGAUUUUAUGCGUCAGUUGGAUAACUGCAUUCAAUUGGGUUUACCUCUGUUGAUCGAAAAUGUGGGCGAAGAUUUAGAUCCAUCGUUGGAGCCGAUCCUGCUCAAACAAGUAUUCAAACAAGCCGGAGUGGAAAUGAUUCGUUUGGGUGAUAAAAUUAUCGAAUACUCCAAUGAUUUCAAAUUGUUCAUCACGACAAAACUACGAAACCCACACUACUUGCCAGAAAUUUCAACUAAAGUCAAUCUCCUCAAUUUUAUGAUUACAUCUGAAGGCCUUCAAGAUCAGUUGCUUGGUAUCGUUGUUGCGAAGGAACGACCUGAAUUAGAGGAAGAACGUCAAGCAUUGAUCAUCACCCAAGCUGAAAAUCAACGUUUAUUGAAAGAAGCUGAAGACAAAAUCUUAUUUACACUCAGUUCAUCCGAAGGAAACAUCUUAGAAGAUGAAGCAGCUAUUGAAACGCUGGACUCGUCGAAAUUAAUCUCAGAUGAAAUUUCCAAAAAACAAAAAAUUGCGGAAGAAACAGCAAAGAAAAUCGACGCAUCCAGACAGGAUUACAAAUCCAUUGCCGAAUAUUCGGCUAUUCUGUUCUUUUGUCUCAAUGAUUUACCAAAUAUUGAUCCUAUGUACCAAUAUUCAUUACAAUGGUUUAUUAAUCUUUAUAUCAAUUCGAUUAAUGACAGUUUGAAAUCGAAAAUACUGGCACGCCGUUUGAAAAACCUUCAAGAUCACUUUACUUAUAACUUGUACACAAAUGUUUGUCGAUCGUUGUUCGAAAAAGAUAAAUUACUCUUCUCCUUCAUCCUGUGUACAAGCAUCAUGCUUGCCCAACAUGAAAUGGACAAAGCGGAAUAUCUAUUCUUUCUUACCGGUGGUAUCGGUCUAGAGAAUAAGCACAAAAAUCCAGGCCAAGGUUGGCUCUCGGACAAAUCUUGGGAUGAAUUGUGUCGUCUAUCUGAUUUAUCAAAAUUUGUUGGACUUCGUGAAAGUUUCGAAGCGAAUAUCGCGGGCUUUCGAGCUAUCUACGAUUCGAAAGAUCCGAUGACAGUUGAAUUACCGGCACCAUGGAAUGAAAAACUGGAUCAAUUUCAAAAGAUGACUGUCGUUCGAGUCAUUCGUCCGGAUAAGGUCGUUCAGAUGGUGAUCGAAUUUGUGAAAAAAAAUCUCGGACAGAAAUUCGUCGAACCGCCGCCAUUCGAUUUAGCGAAAAGUUUCAACGAUUCUCAUUCAUUAGCGCCGAUCGUUUUCAUUCUCUCCCCGGGUGCUGAUCCAAUGGCUCAAUUGGUUAAAAUCGCCAAAGAUAAAGGAUUUUACGAAAAGAAAUUUCAUUAUAUCUCACUCGGUCAAGGACAGGGACCAUUCGCUUCCGCUAUGAUCCAGCGUGCUCAAGGUGAUGGUGGUUGGGUCUGUCUACAAAACUGUCAUUUAGCUGUCAGUUGGAUGCAAACAUUGGAAAAGAUUUGUGAAGACUUUGCGGCUGAUAAUACACACCCUGAAUUUCGACUUUGGUUAACAUCAUAUCCAUCUCCUAAAUUUCCAGUCACAAUUCUACAAAAUGGUGUUAAAUUAACUAAUGAACCACCGACGGGUCUUCGAAUGAAUAUGUUGCAAUCAUACUUGAACGCACCAAUUUGUGAACCAACGUUCUUCAAUAAAAUCGAUGAAGGAAAAGAAGCUGUAUGGGAACGUUUACUGUUCGGUCUGUGCUUUUUCCAUGCACUAGUACAAGAAAGGAGAAAGUUUGGACCACAAGGAUUUAACAUUCCAUAUGGUUUCAACGAGUCUGACCUGUUAAUUUCUGUUCGACAGCUUCAAAUGUUUAUCAAUGAAUAUACUGAAGUUCCAUACGAUGCGAUCCGUUACAUGGCUGGUGAAUUUACGGAUGAUUGGGAUCGUCGAUGUCUCCGAACUAUUCUCGUCGAUUUCUACAAUCCACAAGUUGCCGAAGAGCUCAAACAUAAACUAUCUCCAAGUGGCGUUUAUUAUGUUCCACCCAAAGGCACCUAUGAUGAAUACGUCGAAUUUAUCAAACAAUUGCCAUUAAUCCAACACCCAGAAGUGUUUGGUAUGCAUGAAAAUGUUGAUAUAUCGAAAGAUUUACAAGCCACACGACUUCUAUUCGAUUCCAUUCUUUUAACCAUGGGUUCGACAUCAGCUGAAGGUGGAGAUACUGAUAAGAAACUAACUGCAAUCGCCAAUGAUAUUCUUUCAAAAUUACCAAAUAAUUUUGAUCUCGAACAAGCAAUGAAAAAAUAUCCGACACGAUAUGAAGAAAGUAUGAACACAGUUUUAGUACAAGAGAUGGAACGAUUCAAUAAAUUAAUGUCCGUUAUUCGGUCGAGUUUACAAAAUGUCAUUAAAGCAAUCAAAGGUUUAGUUGUCAUGAAUGCGGAAUUAGAAUCGUUAGCAAAUAGUUUAAUGAUUGGUAAACAACCUGAAAUGUGGAUGAAGCAAUCUUAUCCAUCGUUGAAGAGCUUAGGAUCUUAUUAUAAUGAUUUGUUAGAACGUAUCAAAUUUCUCACAACAUGGUAUGAAACAGGAAAACCAUCUGUUUAUUGGAUAUCAGGCUUUUAUUUCACUCAAGCAUUUUUAACUGGUGUCAAACAGAAUUAUGCAAGAAAAUACACCAUACCAAUCGAUCUAUUAGCAUUCGAAUUUCAAAUUUUGAAAAUCACUAAGAGUGAUACAGGCCCAACAGAUGGUGCAUAUAUAUUUGGUCUUUACCUUGAUGGUGCACGAUGGAAUCAGGAAACAGGAUUACUUGAUGAACAAUUCACAAAAGUUCUCUACGAUGCCGUGCCAAUCAUCUGGGUAAAACCGGUCAAAACCAACGAUUUGAACACCGAAGGAACAUACGAAUGUCCAGUAUAUAAAACGAGCGAACGACGUGGUGUACUUUCAACAACCGGUCAUUCGACAAAUUUUGUUAUGGCUGUUUAUAUGCCAACCAAUCAACCGCCGCAACACUGGAUAAAACGUGGCGUAGCUUUACUUUGUCAACUUGAUGAUUAG